This is a messenger RNA of Octopus sinensis (East Asian common octopus), 450 nucleotides long. RefSeq lists its product as uncharacterized. The transcript has a single exon. The record is from RefSeq and is a predicted model, not a curated record. The coding region runs from base 1 to 450 and encodes 149 amino acids. Lineage: Eukaryota; Metazoa; Mollusca; Cephalopoda; Octopoda; Octopodidae.
AUGUACAGACGUAUAGUGAGUGAGUGUAUCAAACUGGCCCAAUCGCCAUACAAGAGGGGACAUGAUAAUGUAACUAAGAUUGUUCACUGGAGGUUGUGUGAGAAGUAUGGUCUUGAAAGAACACAGAAAUGGUACGAGCAUAAAUCAGAAGGCAUCAACGCGAAUAACAAGUAUAAGGUCUUGUGGGAUUUUACAACCGAACUGGAUUUACUAAAUGAUUCUCGGAAACCAAACAUUUUUGCAGUGGAUGAUUGUAAGAAGGAAGCCAAGAUAAUAAAUAUUACUAUACAUGGGGACGCCCGUGUUGGGGACCAAGAGCUGGAAAAGAUUGAAAAGUAUAAGCUACAAAAUGACGAAAUUACACGAAUGUGGGUAAUGAAGAAAGAAACUGUAAACCCAAUAGUUGUUGGGGCACCGGGUUCACUAACAAACAGGUUUGAGAAAAUAUAA